UUUAAUGACACCUUAUUGUAUAUCCGCAUAGUGGAAACAAUCCGCCAUGUUUCCGUACAUUGGUAUCACAGUUCUGUUGUUGUUUGCUUGACGAGAUAACCUCGUGUAUUUUACUGACGAUAAUUAGGGCCAUUUUUUUCUUUUUUUUUAAUCUCCAACUUCUUCGACAUAUCGGAUAUUCAAAAAAAAAACAACAAAACACAAGCGUAUCGGGUGUUUAUUUCAUGUGGAGUAAUAAAUCUUAUAAACGGACUUUUACAAUACUAAAACAUGUAAAGAAGCUUUUUCAAGUGCUGUAGUAGAGGUAAAUCUUUAAAUGGAUUUAUUGAAAAUGUCCCUUGGCAUAUUACACCAGAUUACCUUGUCCCAACGUUAGGACAUUUUACAACCCUUAGCAGUCUAGAUCAGAUAAGAUUGAAGUUGUCACUGAGUCCUUUGCAAUUACAAAAACUUCAAAAUGAAAGACCAGAGCUGAGUUUUAUGACUGGUUGCAAGGAACACCAUCUUGAUGUUAGUAACUUAGAUGUGGACUGUUCUGAUAAAGAGGUGGAGGAAAAAAACAAAGACAACAUCGUACAUGCCAACAACACUGAUAGUACCGGCCUUAUUGAGCAGCAGGAACACAGUGGCACUAAGGCAGACAAGGAAGAAGAAGUGGAGGAGGAGGAGGAGGGGGAGGAGAACAUCACUGACAGUGCCGAUCAAGAUCAAAAGAUGUCUCUGAAAGAAAUUAGGAACCAAAUGCCUGUGACAGUCUUUAGAAGUAAGUCAUUUGCUGGCAUGGCAAAUGCGCGUCCAAGAUCUGCUCCAGGUACUCCUGUACUCGGGGAAACUUUGCGUAGGAGCCCGCGGGUUUAUACGCAAACUCCACAGAGGUCUAAAAGGCUGGGGCUUGGAAGUUAUAAGCCACCUAAAAUUCCUAAAUUACCUCAACCCAGCCGUGCAGUCUUGAUGUUUGAAAGUGUCAAAAAAGGAAUCAAAGAAUUCAUAAUGGCUACUCAAGAUGACAUCAUUCAGCUUAAAAGCCGUGAUACUAACACAUCUACUGCUCAGGGAAAGUUACACGAGGCUGAUAAGCAAAUUAAAGCUGCAGAAAGAUACCUGAAAAGGCUUGAAUUCCAUUUAUCAAAGAUUGAUGAGUUACAAGAUUGCUACAUUGUUAACCAACAACUCCGCGAAGGGGCUCGUAACAUGGCUCGAGCAUAUGCAAACACACCUGGCUAUAAGAAAGGUUCCUUAACCAGUGUGAAAUAUGGUUUUAAAGAAUGCUCUCAGACAAUGUGUGCUAUUGAAGCUCAGUUAGAAAGUAUGAUGGGGACUUUUCAUUGUAAAUUAAAAGGAAUGGCUGGUUUCGCACGCCUCUGUGCAGGAGAUGUAUUCGAAGUUACUAUGCGCUAUGGUACUCAGAAAUGGAAAGCAAAAGGCAAAAUAGAAAAGGAUGGUUCUCAGCGAUGGGAUCUUCCAGAUUUUGUAUUCAAGACAUUGGUUGGAGACAUCAUUAGCUUAAAGGCAGUGGAAUUACGGAGUCUUAAAUCUGUUUUGUUGGGAGAAAAGAAAUGUGAAACCAAAGAUUUAUUCUCAGCUAAUCCACAGAUGAUGACUGUUAGUAUCAAUCCAAAUGGCUCUCUGAAACUCAGCAUCAUAGUAACAUGGAAUCCAUUGGAAGGUGUGGAUGAAAGUCUAAUAAUUUAUGAAGUUCCACAACGCACUCAAGACACGCCACGACGUCGACCGGUCUCUGCAUUAGCAGUGAAUGGACAGUACUCUCAAUUGUUUGGUAGUCAGUUAGACCUGCUUGGCCAUGAAAGGAGGUACUCCAGUCCCGUGUCAUUGCCUCAGUCAAAGGAUGAUAGUUAUAUUCUUUCAUCGUCAAGCUCUUCAUUAUCUCUUGCGGCAACAGCUUAUCCAAUGAAUGACUCUGAUAGCGCUAUCUAUAUAUCUCAACUUCCACAGCGCUCAGCUUCACGAUCAAUGUUGACUGGCUCAGCUAUGGCUCUUCCACCCCCAUUAACUACAACGGGACAUUAUCCUUCAGGACUGGCACAGCAUGCAGUGUGUGCAUAUGCAACAGAUGCUUCUAAUUUGGAAGAUGCACUUAAUUGUUUAAGUGUAUCACUUGAAGAUGUACGUGGCCGAUACCAAGAAUUACAGAAAAUUGAGGAAUUGGUUGAUGUUUUACGAUGCUUAUUAAAGAAGCAUUCCAGAUCUAGUUCUUGUUCUUCUAAUAUAAGUGUCUCAAUUGAACAUGCCUUGGAAGCUUUUGACUUUCUCAAUACAGAGGACAUUGUUGAUGAUGUAGAUAGCUCACCUAGUGAGAGCAGAAGAUCAAGCUUAGAUCACAUUCUAACCAGUCCAGAAUCUACUGCCAAAACAACAGAUUCUGGAAUCGAAUCUUUAGCUAAGAGAUUAUGUGAAGACACCCAACUGAGUUCUAGCACAAAUUCCAGUCCACUUCCUCCAAGUUCAGGCAAUGAACAUGUGGACCAAGCUCUUAUCUUCCAUCUUAAUUACUGUAACAAAUUAAUUGAGAAUUUGGGUAGUUUUGGGCCUUUGAAAUGCAAGGAAAUAUAUGCAUUAGAUAAACUUCAAAAGCAAUCUCAAAUUCUUGAAAAUUUAAUACAUCUUGCUAAAGCUGGGAGUGAAAUUGACUUACAUUCUGUUUUAGGUGAACAUCUUAAUGAUAAGCAGUUGAAGGAGUUUUGGGUACAGUGCGUUGAUAGAAAUGUUCUGGUGGUCCCUGCUGAGAAGCUCAUUACUAUGAUGGAGCAGAAAUUAGUGAAUCGCUUCCAAGAACCCUGUGAUGUCAAGCCUACCCGAGUAUUUUGUCAUUUGGUUAGUCGUAUUCUUGACAUCUCAGAUGCUGAGCUGAAAAUGACCCAGAACCUCUAUAUCACACUUUUCCAAUUUUCACUGUUCUUUAGAAAUGAAGGAUUUACUCUUGUUGACAAAAUUAUUGAAGAAAUUUCUAUCAGUGAUAAACUGUGUUCAGGUAAUGCUGAAAUUGCCAUUAAUUGUAUAGAAAGACUUCAUGGUAGCGUUGCACCUGCCUUCUGUCUGAAAGUCCUUGGAACUCUGCUCAUCUGUGAUAACCAAGAUAUCAGGCAAGCUACUGCAUCCUACUUACGUAAUCUCCAGCAAAGCCGCCUUUCUCGUGAUAAGUCACUGGUGGUAUAUGUUGAAGCUUUAGAAGACCAAACUGCUGAAGUUCGGGCAGGAGCAGCUGUUGCAUUAUCUCUCUUACGGGCAACUGAAAGUAUUCAACAGCUUGUGUUCCUGUGUCAGACAGACUCCUCUUCAUUAGUUAAAGUAUAUCUCAAAGAUGCUCUCUUCUCUCUAGGGAAAGAAGGAAUAAAAGCGUUUGAAGAAACCCAGCUGGGUUGUCACGGAUUCCAAGGUGUUCAUGUACAAAAGUAAGACUCAUAGUACAACCAGUGUGGGAGUAUAUGAUCUGGAUAUGUUACUGAUAAACCAUUCAUAAAUUGAAGCCUAUUGGAUAGAAACUCACAGAUGAAGGAAUCCAAGCAAAUGGGCUACUCUUUACUUCUUCACCUAGUUAUUAGGUGGUUCUCUCUGUUCAGCCAUGACAGCAAAUCUUUCAGCCAACUUUGGUCAAAAUGAUAUUUUGACAGUCAGCAAAAUAUCUAUCUACUUACCUUAAACCUACCUACCUACCUACUUACCUACCUACCUAUCAGCCUGCUCACCAAAUCAUUUACCCACCCACAUGUCUAUUAAAUUAUCCCAGUAGCAGCUUGCAAACCAUUUCCAACUACCCUGCCAGUAGCCUGGAGUUGGAUGUGCAACCUUUGUACUAUGUUUCUUAUUGAUACACCAACCGCCAGCAUCCGUAUGUCACCCACUGUUGGGUUUUUUUUUUCACUCAACAGCUUGCACUUGCCAUUGCAGAACUACCAACAACAAUACUCCUAUCCUAAUUUACCAGCGGCACCUCCUCCUUUACCCUCCAGUCAGAACAGGUUUCCUCAAAAAUGUUAUUUAUUUUGUUCUAUUCUAUGAGGUACAUCACUGCAUUCAUAAUCAGACCUCAUAAUGUAGUACAUUGUAACAUUUUGUGAUUUUAGUCAAACCUCUUCCUUCUGUGACAGCUGGACCUAAGUUCUGACGAGUUUUCUGUCAUGUCAAAGCACACUUUAUAUACCAUCCUGCACCUGACAUAAGGUUUGAGGAAAAUGAAACUUCAUUGAAAUUAUCAGUUUAAUUUUAUUUAAAAAAGAAAAAAAACAAUAAAUCCAUUACAACCAAGCAAACACCCAACCAAAUAAUCAAAUAUACAGACCAACUUACCUACCAACCAAAUACGCAAGCAACCAAACUAAUAAUCACAACUUAACAAAUCACAACCAAUCAACCAGCAAUGACAACCAAUCACAGUAAAUCAACUAUAUCUGUUACUGUUCCUGAUUGUUCAUAAAUUAUUAAUGUUUGUACUCUGCUUCAGCAUCGUUGUACUGUGUGAUGUUAUAAACCAGUACUUUGUAAUGUUAUGAAUACUCUGUGUGGUGUUUUACAUUUAUUUAAUGUGCUAUGUUUCAAUCUGUUACUGUGUUGACUUAAUUUUUAGGUAAAUAGAGUUCUUUAUCUAUUGAUACUCUCUCAGUGUUCAGCUUCUAUGUGAUUCUUGCUCUGGUUAAAUUUCCAUCUUAUGUAGAUAGCAGACUUGUAAAUUUUAAAAGGGUUGGGGUCCCCGUGAUUCUAUGCUCUUAUCUCCCUUGUAUUAAUGUCCGCUAAGGGAGAUCACCUGUACCCACAGAUUAUUGAGAAAAUACCAUUAUAUUUAGUAUCAAUAACUGCUGAUUCCUUAACUUAAUGGGUUCUAUUCAUACAUACACACACACAUACACAGUUCCAGCUACUUUGAAUUGAUUAUAACCAAAUAACAUUGAUAUAUUAAAAAUACUGAUUACUUUGCCACCGUCUGUUAAUAUUUUACAGCAAUAUAUGAUGAUACUAUUUGAUAUUUCUAAUAAAUAGCAUUAUAUAAAAAAUUGUUUCUCUCAGUUAAAACUAGUUCUUUAUAUCUCUCAAUGGGGGAGGAAGACUAGUUACUAUCAGCUGAAACUAGUUUCUUACAUCUCCACCAAGUGAUAAGUUGAUGACCGCUACUGUUACUACAAUUGAAUUUGCAUUCCGUCUUUGUAUGUGAUAUAAAAUUAACUGGAAUUUUAAUAGCAAAUUAUCUAAAUCAAUUCCAUUUCAAUGCAGCCUAACAUGUGAUGAUUCAAUUGAUGUCUUGAUUUCUUAAAACAAGACCUUAUUAUUUUAAUAGGGGCUUCAUGAAAAUACUCAGUUGUGGAGAGAGAGAGAAAGAGAGCGAGAGAGAGAGUGAGAGAGAGAGGAAUGUUAUAGGUUCCUGUUGUUCUGUGCUCUUUCAAGACAGAAGGAUCAAAUCCUAGCACAGUUAGGCUAGUAACAAAGGUCUUUGUAUUGCGGAGACCUUCUCACUGGUAUGAGAUAUCUGUGUAGGUGAAGAAAAUUGUCUGAAAACAGGGAGAUAUUUUAGUGCAGGCAAAGAAAACAGCUGAAGAAAUGAAGAAGGACAUGAUGGUUUUGCUUUUUGUUUGUUUUGUUUUAUUUCAUAUGCAUGUUUUUUUUUUUGUUUUUUUUUUAACGUAUUGAAACUGACAGUUGUGUUAAAUUAUGAUUUCAGUUUUGUUUUAACUGCAGCAAAAAAAGAUUAUUUAAGAUUAUAGCUGCAAACUUUCCAAGGAAUAAUCUGUCUGCCAGGUCAUUUCCAAAUUAUUUUUCUUUCUUUUCAUUCUUUGUUAAUUCAUUCAAACUUAAUGAAAGUUGUUCACAUAUGGUAUAAUUUAAUGUAAAAGAAUUAAAUUAAAAUCAGUGGACAUUAUUUUAAAUAAACUUGAAGUUCUCACAUACAUUUCAAAAUAUUGCCCAUAAUAAUUUGGCCAGUGCAACUUAGGUAUUAAUACCUAAUUAACUACAUUGGGAUUACUAUGAAGUGAGUAAAAUUCAUGUCUUGUCUGAGCCCAUCAUCUCUUCAGAUUGAAAUCUGUGUCAUUAUGAAUGAUGGAAUCAAUCCUGAAUUAAUGAUAGAAUUGUUAAAUUUUUCAGAUUUCUUUCUUUGCAUUUUGUGUGUGUGUGUGUGUUGAAUUUCCCUGCAGGAGUGCUCAAAUCAUUUGAAGUGAAUAUCUUAUCUUUGAUGAUGAUUCUAAGAUUUCUACUUUAAUGACCAUUUUGCUUUCCAUAUUCACCAAAGUGACUGUUUAUAAGGAAGCUCAUGCUUAUUGAAAUUUUAACUGGUUCCUGAUGUUGACUAAGGAAAGUUAAUGAACUAGUUAAAA
Molecule: messenger RNA, 6320 nt
Organism: Octopus sinensis (East Asian common octopus)
Lineage: Eukaryota; Metazoa; Mollusca; Cephalopoda; Octopoda; Octopodidae
Product: rho family-interacting cell polarization regulator 2
Exons: 25
Coding region: 481-3414 (977 amino acids)
Source: RefSeq, a predicted model, not a curated record